CGGACACCAACAGCGGAAUUCGAGGUCAAGCACAUGGUCAUCUUCUCAUGCAGGUGGUGGAGGACGGUAUCACUAUCAGCAGGAUAACAACUCCAUCAUCAAGAAUACGAAUACCCCAACCGGAACCGAUCUGAGCCCCAGCGAUGGAAUUGACAAUCCAAAUCUGCUGCACCGCUUUUGUGGUGUGGACGGCUGUCCCUUGCGCCGCCACGCCUUGCACGACUUCUGCCCACCCGCAGAUGACUCGAACUACUGCGAGAAUUGCUUGAGGGAAGCGCCCCUGCUCGCGGCGAGUCAAG
Messenger RNA from Amoebophrya sp. A25, 299 nucleotides. Lineage: Eukaryota; Dinophyceae; Syndiniales; Amoebophryaceae. The record is from the annotation of a GenBank genome assembly.